This is a messenger RNA of Solenopsis invicta (red fire ant), 1245 nucleotides long. RefSeq lists its product as uncharacterized. The transcript is spliced from 2 exons. NCBI's taxonomy places the organism in Eukaryota, Metazoa, Arthropoda, Insecta, Hymenoptera, Formicidae. Bases 1 to 1245 code for a protein of 414 amino acids. The record is from RefSeq and is a predicted model, not a curated record.
AUGAGCAUACCCACAAAUACGAAAAAGGAGGGAACUAGCGGCGCGUCCACGGGCGCACGACUAGGAAGGGAGGGGCUGGGAGGGGCGAAAUCUUCGUCUUCUCCCGACCUUUUGAGCCAGGACGUCUCACCCGCUGAAGGGAGAGACGCUACUAAACACAUAAGAGGACCUUCCACCGGGGCCGGCGGGCUGGAGCUUUUCAGCCCGUCCGGCUCCCUGGGGAGUCCCAAAAAGAAGGAGAUACGGAAGCUACAAAUCACCCUCGAGGACUUUAUGCUCAAGGGUGGAAAGGCUAGCUCCGCGGGCUCGAGGCCGGGCCCGGCCUGUAGUAAGGGGAAUAAACCCAGUAAAUGCGGGCCGGAUGCCACUGGUAUCAAGCCGGGUAGUGCUCUCGGGCCUCUUGGCCCGGAAUCGGACGGGGGAAAAAAAGGGCCCACAAUAAGACCUCGACUACAAGGUACUACAUCACCUCCUCCUCUUCGGAGUGCUUCUGAUGAAGGACCUCCAAAAAAGGGUCGUGGCAGGCCUGCCAAAGACCCCUCUCACGAGGGGCAAUUUACUGCGCAGGCCCUGGCCAAAAAAGCAGAGGCAGAAAAAGCAAAAAAGCUAAUAAGGGAUCACAAAGCCAUCCUCAACCCUGAGGUUGAGCCCUCCUCUGAGCGCGCUGCAAGGGCAAAAAACGAUGCCCUGGAGCGCGCCGAGGAACUGGAGGCGCAACCCAUGGCUGCUGUUGCAGCAGUCAUGACGGAAAGCCUGGGCAUGAUGGCCAAGUCAGUGGAGAGGUCCAAUAAUAUUCAGGGACCGAUCCGCAAGGACCUCUGGCGGGCCUAUACUGACCUUACGGCCGGUUUGACGGCCAUCAUGUCCAGAAACGGGGAGGACAACGAGGCGCGACAGCGCCGAGAAGAAAGUGCGGCCCUGGCCAAAGCCAGAGCCAAAUGGACGGCUGAGAAGCGCAAACUCGAAGCGGAGCUCGGACAGCUCCGCGUUCGAGUGGCGCUUCUCGAGCGAAAACCUCCCACGGGUACAGACGUAGAGGGUCAAACCGACGUCGAGACCCAGACGGACCUCGACGAGGAUGUCUCGAGGGCCCUGGUGGGAUCUCUGCCCCCUGCACGUCGGGUCCAACUGUGGGCCUGGACAUGGGGGUCGAGGAGCCUCCCGCCUGGAACCCCCUCAAACGGUGGGCGGCACGACCAUGCGACCCAAAACAGGGCCGAGGGUCGUGUCCGUCAAAACCCUUAA